AUGUGCUUUACAUCAGCUUUCGCCGGUGUGUACCUGGAAAAAAUGCUGAAAGAAAGCACUACAUCUGUAUGGAUGCAGAACAUUCGUCUAGCGCUCAUUGGAAUCCCGAUAUCAGUCAUGUCGAUGUGGAUCUAUGAAGGAAAACAAAUUUACGAAGGUAACCUUUCCAUCAUUGAUGCUGUCGUAAACGUUUUCUUCCAUAAGAAAGCAGCUGCAAAUCGCUUAGAAAGAACAAUGGCGUACGUUCCUAGCCUGUCAUGGUUAUAG
Molecule: messenger RNA, 267 nt
Organism: Cooperia oncophora
Lineage: Eukaryota; Metazoa; Nematoda; Chromadorea; Rhabditida; Trichostrongylidae
Source: the annotation of a GenBank genome assembly